This is a messenger RNA of Phascolarctos cinereus (koala), 3402 nucleotides long. The record is from RefSeq and is a predicted model, not a curated record. NCBI's taxonomy places the organism in Eukaryota, Metazoa, Chordata, Mammalia, Diprotodontia, Phascolarctidae.
AUGGAGCCUUCUGAAGAAACUGUACAGAUUAACAAGGAUAACUUUUUAGAAGUUCCUAGUUUGUCUAAUUCCCUUUCUGAAGAUGAAGAAAUUAAAGAUGCCUUCAAGCCCCACUUCUCCCCUCUCCCAAGGCGACGAGGCUCUGAUUCUUCUGAAUCAGAUUAUCCAUACGUGGAUAAUCCUUCUUCAGGUUCACGAAGAGUUUCAUUUGCUGAUACCUUUGGAUUCAAUCUUGUAUCUGUUAAAGAAUUUGACUGUUGGGAGUUACCAGGAGCAUCAUCACAUUUUGACUUAAGGGAUGACGUUUUCCACACAGAGGAAUAUAUUUUAUCUCCACUGUUUGAUUUGCCUUCCUCAAAAGAAGUGCUGAUGCAGGAGUUGCAGGUUCAGAAGGCAAUCCUGGAGUCGAUGGAGUUCCUAACUGGGGCUACAACUAUGAAGGGCAUUAUCCGAGUUUUGAAUGUUUCUUUUGAGAAGUUAGUAUAUGUUAGAAUGUCCUUAGAUAACUGGCAGUCACAUUAUGACAUUUUAGCCGAGUAUAUCCCUAAUUCUUGUGAUGGGGAAACUGAUCAAUUCUCCUUUAAUAUUUCACUGGUUCCUCCUUAUCAAAAAGAUGGCACUAGGAUUGAAUUUUGUAUACGCUACGAAACCUCUAUUGGCACAUUUUGGUCAAACAAUAAUGGCGGAAACUAUACGUUGGUCUGUCAAAAGAAGGAAAGGGAGGAAGAGCCUGAAAAAUCACGGGAAGUAAUAACUAACAGACAGCUAAGAGGCUGCUUAAAGGUAAAAUCAAGCAAGGAAGAAAGGGCUGUUGGAUCAGAGAAGAAUAACUGUAAUAAUUCAAAGACUACAGAUAUCUCCCUCCCAAUGAUCAUUUGUUCUCAUGAGGAUAAGGAAGACAUGGAAGCCAGUAGUCAAAAUGUAAAAGAUGUAAACAGGGAAUAUGAUGAACACAGCAAAAAAGAAUUAGAGCUGAUGCUAAAUCAGUACUCAGUAAGAACUAGAAGUUCUACCAGAGAUGAAAGUUCAUUUGCAACAGAGCCAGUUACUUUUCCAAAUACAGCUGAAGAAUUUGAAAAUCAUCAAACCUUUGGUGAGAUAAGUGGAGACUUGCUCAGGAGGCCUUUGUCUCCCAGUUCAUUGGCAGAAAAUCCCUUGAGGGGAGAAUCAUACAGCAACCCAAAGUGUGCCUUGAGAAAUGAAGUUAGUCACCAAUUGGCAGAGGAACUUACUUCAGGUCUAGCAAACAGCAGCAAACCAUCAUUGAGAUACACCGAUAGUGAGGACAACAAAUUAGUGCCAUUAGGCACCAGUGGCAUGGAAGUACUGGAUGAUAAUGCCAAUCCAGCAGAAGAGGGUCAGAAAACACAAGCAUCUUGUCCAACUGCAUAUUUGCCCUUGGCAGGCAAUGCUGAUCAAGACAAAGAAGGAGAAAGAACCAAGAAAAUUGAAGUCAAAGACUGGGAAUGUCCAACAAGAGAGUCUCUUGCCUAUAUACCUGCCAGUAUGAAUGCUUCCAAAGAAUGCCCAGUUACAGAAAAGAGAAAUUCUAGAAAGGGGUGUAGGAAUGGUAAAGAAAAGGAGGAACAAAGAAUCAAGUUUUGCAUUAGUGAAAGGCAAAAUGAAAGUGUACUGUCAAUCUCAGCUGACAACCAAGGGAGAAGAGGACAUCCUGAAAUAAGUGUUAACAUGAGUCAAGCUAGUAAUAGAUCCUUAUGUGACUCUCAGAGCAAAGUAAAUGAAAUCUCUGCUAGCUCCUGUGACUUGGCACCCAAAGUUGAUAGAUCACAUUCUCUCAGAACUGAUUUAUCUAGCCCCAAAGAUGUCUUUACAACCCAAAGGAGUGGUCUAGCAAAUUCAGAAGGCACCACUCCAGAAAGAAUGCAUGGCCAAGUUUGCUCAUCAGAAAAUGGAAAUGUCUUGCAAACAGAUCUGUAUCUUUCCCAGGUUCAAAGAGAGAAAUCAGAUAGGAAUAUUCCUGACAAUCAGAAUAAGAUUGCACGUGGAAAUCAAAGUUGGAAUGUUCUGGAAAGUCAGGUAGUUUUAAGAGAGAGUAAGACAAAUAGAACAGAACAGAUCAAGGAGCAAGCAGAUGGUGAAGACAUGUGGGAAAUAAGAGAUAAUACAAGGAACCUGAAUGUUACUCCUACAGAAGAAUUGUUUACCUGCCAAGAAACAGUGAGAUGUGAACUGUCUUCUGUAGCUGAUCAUGGUAUUACCGAGAAAGCAGAAGCAGGUACAGCUUAUAUAAUUAAGACAACAUCAGAAAGUACUCUAGAAAGCAUGUCUGCUAGAGAAAAAGCAAUAAUUGCUAAGCUACCUCAAGAGACUUCUCUAAGUGACAGGCCCACUGAGGAAAAGGAAACAGCGUUUGAUCCACAUGAAGGGAGAAAUGAUGAUUCACAUUAUACCCUUUGUCAUCGGGAUUCAAUGGAUGUAAUCUGUGACACUGACUUUGAAAAGAAAUCACAUUUAGGUAUUUAUAAUGUACACAUAGAUGAAACACGAAAGGAAGAAACUAUGUCUCAGUGCAAUUCCGGGAAAUUUGACAAGGCAGAGCGGGGCAUUAGAAACAUUGCAACUGUAGGAGAAUCUCUGCAGGUCACUCCUGAGAAUGGAAAAGAAAGCUCAGAACUGGAUUUCUACUCAGCACAAUCACCUACUGUUCCAACAAUUUUGAAGAAAAAUAUAUGCCAUGCAGAGGCCCGAGGACUCCCUCAGAAGAAUGCUGAUUUGGUUGCUCUCACUCAUCAAAGUUUAAAUUCUGAAAGAAGCACAUGUCCUCAAAAUGGUGCUCCUGUUUCCACUUGUCCUAAUAAAACUCAAUCCAAUGAGGAAGUAUUCGCUACAGAGUAUCCAAUGGCUGCCACGCCAUUCAAGUCUAUUCCUACGACAUCAGAGUGCAAAUGUGAAACCCACAGUGAAGCCCGGUGUAUUGAGAAAAACCAGCAUCCUGGGUCUGUACCUCAAGAAUGUAACAAGACUUCCAGUGAUGGGAGAGAAAGGUUCAUAGCUGAAAGUUUCCAACAAACAGAAAAUAACAUGGAGAAGUCUCUAGGGCCAAUGAUUUUAAUCAGUGAACCUAUCGAGGAGAUGGAAGAGACAAGUUGUGAAACUGCUGAGUUAAUAACCUAUGGACAGGAAUUAGCCUCUCCAGGUUUUAAGCCAGAUAACGAGUCUGACUCCUCCAGUCUCACUGCCCAGGACAAUCAAACUCUGGCCACUGAGUCUCUGCUUUCAAAAUACAUCAACUCGAAAAUACCAUAUUUCCUUAUGUUCAUUCUGUUUCUCCUAACAACCUACUAUUAUGAUUUAAUGAUUGGCUUGGCAUUCUACCUUUUUUCAUUGUACUGGUUAUCUUGGGAAGGAGGGCGACCCCAAGAACCUGUCAAAAAGAAGUAA